Beauveria bassiana ARSEF 2860 is the source of this 1575-nucleotide messenger RNA. Its product is annotated as JmjC domain-containing protein. Bases 1 to 1575 code for a protein of 524 amino acids. The record is from RefSeq and is a predicted model, not a curated record. Gene Ontology annotation, molecular function: 2-oxoglutarate-dependent dioxygenase activity. The transcript has a single exon. NCBI's taxonomy places the organism in Eukaryota, Fungi, Ascomycota, Sordariomycetes, Hypocreales, Cordycipitaceae.
AUGAGUAGUCCUCAUUCAACUUGGCCUGAAUUCAAGAGGCUCCUUGAGCGCUAUCAGAAGGGCACGAAACAGUUGGCCGAUGCAAGCAAUGCAGCAAUUAGCCUCCCCGAUGGCCUGCCAUUCAAUGGUGGGGUGGAGGAGCUCGACGGCCAAGCCAUGGAGAAACAGCUCAAGAUACAAGCACGUUAUCUUCUGAACAUGUACGAUGCUCUUGUACACGAAAGCGUCGAGAUCAAUACUGCUUGCACCCAGAUAUCACGCCGGUUAAAGAAGGUUGUGCUUGCGAGCCACGCGCGCCUCUAUGCUUAUCGCUUCGACCAAGUGCCGUUUUACUGGCGACAAAUCUACUCUGACGCGCAAAUCCUUACCACGUUUCAUAUAUUGCUCCAGUAUGAAAGCAAAAAAAUACCGUCUGAGCAGCAGCAGGCUUUUUUGGAGACGUUGGACGAGGUUGUCUCGCGGCUGGAUCUUUGCCUCAUCACCGCGGGCGGGGGAGGCCGUAUCCUCGAUAAGCCUUGGAUUGAAAAAACCUUGGCCAUGGUUGGAGAGGCAUGGCAGCCGACAGCAGACUUUGGGCCGGAACGAAAGUUUUCUUCGGCGGAGCCAAACGGCCGUCCGGAGCUGCUGCGACCAUGUGCCAGAUUUGAACGCUGGAGCAUCAAACAAUUCGAGACGUACAUGAGUCAAGGUUACGAGGCAGCUAAGAAGGGAGAUGAUCUUGGGCCCGUGCCCGCGGUAUUCACAGGUUUAAUCAAAGAUGAUUGGCCUGCAAUAAAGGACAGGAAAUGGGUGCGGCCGAGCUACCUCUUCGACAAGACGUUGGGAGGGCGAAGGCUGGUUCCCGUCGAGAUCGGUCGUAGCUAUGUCGAUCAAGGAUGGGGCCAAGAGUUCAUGUCAUUCAGAGAGUUUGUUAUACGGUAUAUUGACCGCACUCUCGUUGUCGGCCAUGUUACAGGCGCCAUUGCUGACGUGGCUACUGUUCACCGUGGCUCUGAGGCGCAACUCGGGUACCUUGCCCAGCACAAUCUCUUUGCACAGAUACCCGAGCUUCGCAACGAUAUCCUGGUCCCCGACUUUUGCUGGGCCGACGUUCCGGGUCAUCCGUUCAAGCCUGACCAGGACAAACCAAAGCUUGACAUGCCGGAGCUCAAUGCCUGGUUCGGCCCUGCAAACACUACGACGCCUCUGCACACAGACGGAUACACCAACCUUUUAUGUCAGGUUGUGGGCACCAAGUACGUGAGACUGUAUCCGCCCCAAGCAGACCGCUUCAUGAGGCCAAUGUCGACCAACGAAAAUGGUGUCGACAUGAGCAACACGAGUAGCAUUGACAUUGGCGCCGUCUAUCUCGAUGGCAUCUUGGGGGGCGACAAUGACGAAGACAUGAUGGAAGUGGAUGACGAGGAUGCUCAGGAUGCUCAGGAAUUUAUACAAGAAAUCAAGGACAGCCUCAAGGAUGUCCAGUACUUUGAGUGCAUCUUGGAGCCUGGCGAUGCCCUACUCAUACCUGUCGGGUGGUGGCAUUAUGUGCGGAGCUUGAGCGUCAGCUUCAGCGUGAGCUUCUGGUGGAACUGA